AUGAAGAAGAAGAAGAAGAUAGAGCCUUAUCAGGAAGAACAACAGCACCAGCACCACAAACAAGAACAAAAAGAGUUGGAAAUAUUGAAAGCAGUGGCACAAGCCUGGUACAGCCACUCAGGAAGCUCUAAACCUAUGAGUGAGUUUGAUGCACGCAGAAGAAACUUCAAAGUGAAGCCUUCAAGGUUCAAGCUAGAAGUAAUGAGGGACACAGGUUCUUCUUCUUUUUCUUCACCUUGUUACUGGAAUUUUCAGCAGUCACUUUGGGAUUCAUAUGAACUUGUGACAGUGUCAAGAAGGAUUGAAACGGGGUUGGAUCUAGAUAAUAACCCUUUUGAUGACUUAUGUGGUUCGAUUCAAAGCCAACGGAGGCGAAAGCUGGAGAGUAAGAAUAGCCUCAGAAAUCUGUUCUCUCAUUUUUCUUCUAGACGGUUUAAUGCUGCCAAAAUUCCACAGGAAAACGAUACAUGA
Messenger RNA from Arachis ipaensis, 471 nucleotides. RefSeq lists its product as uncharacterized. Lineage: Eukaryota; Viridiplantae; Streptophyta; Magnoliopsida; Fabales; Fabaceae. The record is from RefSeq and is a predicted model, not a curated record.